Molecule: messenger RNA, 1176 nt
Organism: Laccaria bicolor S238N-H82
Lineage: Eukaryota; Fungi; Basidiomycota; Agaricomycetes; Agaricales; Hydnangiaceae
Exons: 3
Coding region: 1-1176 (391 amino acids)
Source: RefSeq, a predicted model, not a curated record
AUGGGCGCAACAAUGGGAUCUGUGCAAUUGGGCGCAACCCAUGGGCGCCAGAGGCAAAGUGGGCCGAUCCGUCCUCUAUGGGGCUCUGUUCCGGAAGCUCUCUUGGAUUUAAGACAUGCAGAGCUUAACAAGGUCGAGCAGUCGAUUGGGGCAUGCAAAAUCCAGUAUGACACGCUGAAACGCAAAAUCAUUAAAUGCCAAGAACUCUGGGAGUUUGAGAAACAUAUGGGCGGGGCGGUUACACUUUCAAUGGAGGAUGCGAUGCAUAGACUCGACUAUUUGAACUUGCAAAUAGUCGAAGCAGCUUCCGCAAUGGUUUCAACGAUGGCAUGCUACAAGGAUAGGCAAAGAUAUUUGGGCCAAGAUUUAAUGGCGACUGUCGACAAAGCGAAAAAGAUCGUCGGGAACACUUUUUUGUCUUUAGAGGGUGCAGAUUACACAACGGCUAUCGCGCAGAUCGUCCUCCAAACGGCCAUGGUGACAUGGUCUGCAACCCUUAUACUGGCAUGGAGGCCUGGAGACGAGUUGGCUAAUAAUGCACUACAGCACACCUAUGACAUGAUCUGGAAUCAUUGGGUCGCCGGAAAAUGGCGCUCCUUAGCUCGCGCACAACCCAUAUCCAUGAGACGCGAAGACUUGUUGAAGGAUGUUGUUCUGAAAAUUCAGAGUAUAUUUCGAGCUUCGGGCUGGUGGAAUUUGGGUUGCGAGGAAAGGCCAGGGCUGGAGUUCUGGCUCACUCAGGUCCUUGACGCCGCUCUGGCAAUGAGACGAGCAACCGGGGUGUAUGCCGCCACCAUUGAUUUAGACGUCACCGUCAUCAGCCCCGGAGCGAUUUUUCAUCCAUCAAGCAUGGAAAAUAUCUUGGGAGAUGGUCCUACGUCUUUAGGACAGAAUGAAUACGUGGUUGGUACUACGGCCCUUGGCCUUCAGAAGCGAGCCACUAUGACUUCGAUGAGGAAAGGGUUUGGCAACGUCAAAUUUUUGAAAAAGCCACAGGUGGUCCUUGACUCGGCUUUUCGAAAAAACGGGUUUAAAGGCAUAUCCCUGCUUCCGAUUCCACCAGAGGUAUUGAGGCUCAGCGGCAUGUUGAAGGAAAGUCCGGAUAGAUCGCGUGUGGUGCCAUUGGUUUCAGGUUCACGCAUUGGCGUGCCUCCAAAAAGAAAUAACUGGACAUAA